Ictidomys tridecemlineatus (thirteen-lined ground squirrel) is the source of this 5758-nucleotide messenger RNA. NCBI's taxonomy places the organism in Eukaryota, Metazoa, Chordata, Mammalia, Rodentia, Sciuridae. The record is from RefSeq and is a predicted model, not a curated record.
GCGCGCCCCGCUCGCGGCCCCGGCCGGCCACGGGAGGCGGCCCCUCGGUGGUCGCCCCGCCUCCCGCUCCCGUUACACCCCGGGGAAGGUGUUCCCGAGACCGCUCCCAUCCUCACCCCGCCUCCCGCUUCCCCGGCUCUAGCCUCCGCCGGAGGAGCCCCACUAUGCCAGACAGUUUCGACACUUUGCAAAGACAAAGAGCCCUAGACCGGAGGGAGGAGAAAGAAGAGAAGGAGAAGAAGGGGAGACAGGAGGAGGCGGCUCUGUGAGCUGGACAGGGGUGAGUAUUCCGGACACCCGCGUCUUACAUACUCUUCGGAACCCCUCCAUGCCCAAAGCCGGGAAACUCUAGCCUGUCUUCAGCCGUGAUGAAGACACUGAGGCUCAGAAAGGUUAAGGAACUUCACUGAGGUCACACAGAAGAUGACGGACAACCUCUGUGUGGUCAUCAAGACGGCUGCCCAACUGCCACAUCCCUGGUGACAGCAUGGAGCGACACGGCUCUCAUUAAGGAUCACCUCCGGAGGAGGGUAGUCAGGGGGCCGCCCUGCAUCCAGGGCCAAGCCCCGUCCUUCCAGGUCCUCACCCCGAGGGUCCCGGGACUGUCGCAAAGAUUAAUGGCCCCUGAGCCCCUCCGAGUGGGAGAGGGAAUCCCUGUUAUCACAUUUAAUUAAAACUUCAUCAAGAGACAUCAUCAGCUCGUUUGGGAUCGUAGAAGAAACAGGCCACAUUAUUUCCUAAAAGACCGACUGCAGGCCGAGAGCGGGCCCAGGAAUGGGCUCUGGGCACUGCCCGGGCGUGUCCAGGGCACAGGGGCGGCCGCCUCUCCGUGGGGGUGCAGCUGGCGCUCACAGCCCGUGAGGCCUUCCUGGGGACGGACCCCAGCCUCCCCCUGAUCGCACCUGCGCCUCCAGGACCUUCUCUGUCUCCUGCUCAGUUGGCAGGUUCCUCCCACCCGUCACAGGGCCCCCCGCAGGCCGUGAAGAUGGUGGCCGUGCGGAGGAGGACCCUCAAGGUGCUCACCUUCCUGCUGCUCCUCAUCUUCCUCACCUCCUUCUUCCUCAACUACUCGCACACCGCGGUGCCCGCCGCCUGGUUCCCCAAGCAGAUGGUCCUGGAGCUCUCCGAGAACCUCAGGAAGCUGCUCCGGCCCCGGCCCUGCACCUGCGCCCGCUGCGUCAGCCAGCAGGGGCUGUCGGCCUGGUUCGACCAGCGCUUCAACCAGACGCCGCCGCCGCUGCUCAACGCCCACAACGCGCUCCUGGACGAGGACACCUACCAGUGGUGGCUGAAGCUGCAGCGGGAGAAGAAGCCCAACAGCCUGAACGACACCAUCAAGGAGCUGUUCAGCGUGGUGCCCGGGAACGUGGACCCCCUGCUGGAGAAGCGGUUGGUGGGCUGCCGGCGCUGUGCGGUCGUGGGCAACUCGGGCAACCUGAAGGAGUCCUCCUACGGGCCUGAGAUAGACAGCCACGACUUUGUGCUGAGGAUGAACAAGGCCCCCACGGCGGGGUUUGAGGCCGACGUAGGCAGCAAGACCACCCACCACCUGGUGUACCCCGAGAGCUUCCGGGAGCUUGCGGAGAACGUCAGCAUGGUCCUCGUGCCCUUCAAGAUCACUGACCUGCAGUGGGUGGUCAGCGCCAAGACCACAGGCACCAUCUCCCACACCUACGUCCCUGUGCCCUCGAAGAUCAAGGUGAAGCAGGACAAGAUCCUCGUCUACCACCCGGCCUUCAUCAAGUACGUCUUUGACAGCUGGCUCCAGGGCCACGGGCGGUACCCGUCCACUGGCAUCCUCUCGGUCAUCUUCUCCAUGCACAUCUGCGACGAGGUGGACUUGUAUGGCUUUGGGGCAGACAGCAAGGGGAACUGGCACCACUACUGGGAGAACAACCCAUCAGCAGGGGCUUUCCGCAAGACAGGGGUGCAUGAUGCCGAUUUUGAGUCCAACGUGACAGCCACCUUGGCAGCCAUCAACAAAAUCCGGAUCUUUAAGGGAAGAUGACAUUGCGAAGGGAUCGGGACGCACACACGUGGCACCACCUCGAUUUCCAGCCUCGGCAUCUUGCUGGAGUCUCUCCCUUCCCGGAGCCCCCAGGGCCAGCCUGGCGGUGUGCCCAGGGCCAGGCGCAGCCUCCUGCCCCCCAUUUUCAGCAGCAGCUACCCAGCAGAGUGGCCCGCUCUGCCAGGGCCCCAGAGCGAGGCUUAGAACCUGUCCCAGGUGGGAGCAGCCCCAAUGCUGCCCUGAGCUGGGAGCUGGGGAGGUGCUGGGAGGCUCAGUCUGCAAGUGAAAAUCGAAGACCCCCUACCCUAAAAGACAGGUGACCCCUGGGAAGAUGGGAAGAGGCUGGUCAGGCCUGACUCUCUGACGUGUCCUGGGAUGCGUGGGAGACGGCUACCUCUAGGCCAGAGCCCCACUGGGCCCUGCCAGCACUGGGGCGAGACCUGCCUUGUGCACGAAGCCGGCCUCUCGACCUGCCCUCGUCCUGCCAUCCCUUCCUGAAGCUCACUGAGGAUCCGGGACAGGCCUCUGACCCUGGAGGUCGUCACAGCUGCUUGGCCACCGGUUUCCCAUGGGCACAGACGCCUCUUCCCAAACUCUUCCCUGGAGUGAUCAAUCUCCGUGGUUCUGAUCGUGGCCGAGAGCAGACCUGACCACGUCCAUGUGCCUUUGUACUGGGGAAAAUGCAAGCACGGCUGAAGAGACUCAGGGCCCCACGCGAGGUGGGCACUCCCAGCCACCCCCUGGCUCCACGGCGGGGACUCGUGUUCUGGCUUAUGAGGGAUGACACUCGGCCACCGGUCAUCCACCAAGGAGCGUCCACUCUAGUUUCCGUGGACCACGGGGUUUGGUGCCUGUUUCCCCAGGGCCUGGGCUCCGGGCCAGUUACGCUGGCCGCCUUCUUGGUGUCCUGGGGUAGCAUGGGGUGCCCACGGACCGGCCACCUGCACAUACCUCACCUCCUCACUCCUCGUCACUCUCCGGCCUCGUCGCCGUCCUGAUUAUUUAUUGAUUGGUUUUUUAAUUGAGCAGCUGCGACCCCCCUGGGUUUCCACAGAGCUUCGCUGCUUCCGGCAGCUGGGGCGGAGAGCUUGAAGGAAGGGCCUGGGAGUCCUCGGACGUGAGUGGCUGGGGGCCCGCGGUGGGUGGCCCAGGGUCGUGUUGGUGGAGUGUGGAAGUUCCCUCCUGCCUCCCCGCUCGCACCCAGUCCUCACGUCCCUCCUUCCCACCCAACUCAGUCUCAGGCCAGGCGACUCCCGUCUCAAUGAAACCUCCCCGGGGCUGGAGGGGGGCAGCCACAGGGGACAGUGACUGUUGGCUGCAGUUACUGAUGCCCCAUCAGAAAACCACUUUUCCCCUGGAAGACAUUUCCUAAAGGCCAGUGCUGCUCUGGGAAGGCCGUGCCCCUGUGGAGCAGGAAGGCUGUAGUCAUGGCAGCCACAGGGCCGCUCUCCCCAGCUCAGGGUCCCCACAGCUAAUGGGGAGGGAAGAAUCACAAGACACUGGGGGCCUCUGUCAGGAGCCACAUGUGGCUUCAGGCCAUUCACAAGGGUCCUCAGAAAUUGCACACUGACUGUGAUUUUCCCAAGUCUGCAUAGGAGUAUUUUGGGAUGGGAGAGUUUCCGCACCCUUUAUAGACACUCAAGAUUCGGGAUCCAGAAGGUGGUUUUGUUUUGUUUUGUUUUAAAAAAUCUAUUUAAGCUUUAAAAUCUUCCCAUAUUUGAGACUCUGUCCUUGGGUAAAGGGUGGUCAGUCACCACGAGGCCUGGGUGCAUCUUCUGAGGUUAGAGGUCACAGUCACACGUGGUGUAAAGAACUCACAGAUGCUUAUAGGUCGCUGACCCACCCCAGGGACAAACUGGAGACAGGUAGGCCCUGGGGCAGAGAGGAGCGCUGACUCCCGAGCCCCGCCUGACCAUCUCCCAAAAGCUUGGGUGUUCAGGUGACAGGUUCAGGCUGACAGGCCACCUCCUGGGUGCUACUGCGUAAGAGCAGGUCCCAGAGCUGCAGCCCGCCCGCAUCUGGGCUACAUGCCACCUGGGUUGCUAGUCUGGCGGCCAUCUGCUCUCUCCUCCCCUCCCUCCCAUGAGAGUAUUCAGCUGCAAGUGACCUUCCAGCCCACGGGUUCAGCUCUUCAUUUUACAGAUGAGCAAAGCAGGGCCCAGAGAGGGAUAUGACUAGGAAAAGUGCCCCUGUUGGAGCAAGAUCAGGACCUUGUUGGCUCCGUGUUUAAAAUGCAGACCCUUCUUUGUCUCUCUGGCUGAGCAGUGGGUACCUAGCCACAUGGCAGCCAGUCACGUGGCCAGAAUGCAAUGCUCUGAUUGGCCCUGGGGUGAGGAUGGCCGAGAAGCAGGUCUUUGCACCUGCAGGUGAACAGGCUCCUCUGUGUCCACCAGAGGCAGAGUUUACUGCAAGUGCUCCUCAGGGGGUGGAAAGCAGCUCUGGGCUUGCGGGGGAGCAGGGGGCUCCUGCCUGCAGCACACACAGUGAACCCCAAGCCACCGAGGUGGGGCCACGAGAUCUCAGCAGCCUCCAGUCCUUCAGGGGCCCCAGCGAGCCGGCCCCUGACCUGCUAGUGAUUUGCAUUACAUCCCUGCCCAUGUCCACUGCUAGGAAAAGGAGAGGUCUGCAGCCUUUGGCUCCCUGGAGGAGCACAGGACAGAGAAGCACCAUUUUGAAACAGGGUUUGUCCAGCAGACCAUGCGGGGCCGGGCUUAGGGGGCGGAGUCAGGAAGCCAGGCAGGGAGCAUGUCGGGCCAGGGACAUUCUCCUGUAAAGGGCACGUUGACGAAUUCUGUGCUGUGGCAUCAGAAGGGCCCUAGAAGCCAAUCCUACCUCCAUGUGAACCGGGCCUCUGGGUCAAAGGUGGAACAGAACCAGAGAGAGCAUUCAUACCGGCUCCCGUGCUUCUCUGUUCCCCUCGAAGCAGCGUGAGAACAAAGAGCACCCGCCCCCCCCCUCACCUGCUGUGAUGGAACCCGCUUCUCCAGGGACACCAGCUCUGCAUGGCCACUGUCCAGCCAUUAGAGGGCCGGAUGCCUGCCGUGUCCUCGGGAACCAGCAGCAGUCCCCUAUUUGAUACCAUGGUGUCCAGAGUGGACUUCUAGUCUGUGGCCACGUGCCCUGAGCUGCUCAUCCCCCCGUGGCCUGGGCCAGCCAGUUUUGAAGUUGUCAGAUCUCCCUCCCUAUUUGUCACGAGGGUCCCUGAUCUGUGUCCCCGAACCUGACACCCGGGAGGAGAUAUCAGGGCCGCUCCUGGGAGGCCUCCGCCCAGCAGAGUGCCCAGCCUCUUCCCUUCCUAACAGCCCACCAGCCUCCAGCUCCUGGUCGCCCCAGGACCCCAACCACAGCUCAGCUCUACCUGGCACCAAGUUGCCCUCAGCUGCCCCCCUGCCAGGAGCCCAGGGCCAGGACGGUAGCUUUAAUCUCCCCGCAUCAGGAGCUGCCCACGGGGGUGGGCGUGGAGUCCCACCUCUGGGGAUUCCUUCAGCCCUGGCCCACUCCCCUUCAAGCCAAAGCUGAUCGAGCACUUUCUCCUUUGCCAUCUCCUCCCUUGGUUGUUGGUGAUUGAAAUCUCGCUCCCCUCCCCGCGCGCCCCCCGUGUUGAUUUUGCCAGAGCAGUGAGUGACCUGGAUGCACCUGAGUGACCUGACGUUGGCGAGUCUGUCUCUCAGCCCCUGCUCGGUUUUAUUUAUUGUGGAAUAUUUCCAAUGAUCCGAAUUGAAGUGAAUAAAAAAGAGCUAUUUUAUCGUU